AUGAGUUCAGGAACGCUCAGCUGUUCAGACCUCUGCUCGAUAGUCGAAGGCCAUUUCUCAGCCGCCGCAAGCCUCUACAGCUCCAAAAACAGCAGCGAGACAGAGCUAAGCGAACUUGUUCAGCGCGAACAGGAGCGCUUUCUCUGCUGGGCUGUGGAGUUUGAGGAGAGCGAUGUGCUAGAAGGGUACUUCCGGUAUGACAAACCGGCGCUGGUGUCAAUCCGGAUGACGCUGGAGAACCUUGGAGUGGCGUUAGCGACGUUGGGUAAACUCUCGAGAAGGGGAAUCAUUAAAGGGCUUUGUAGCAAGCUAAACCCGUUCUCAAGGUCCGAUAAGGCUAAUAUUCAGACUCUGGUCGAGGAUAUUGUCUCUGAGAACUCCAUGCUGCAAUGUCUAGGUGGGACGGCAAAGAAAAGGGCAGAUUUUGCAGCGGGGCUUGCAAAGGAGGCUGCAGUAGAAGUUAAGGUGGAAGAAGUGCCAGUAGAGACAGAUGCUGCUCCAAGGAACCUUACAAAGGGACUUGACGAAGUCGUGGUGGGAGAAGUACCAGUAGAGACACAUGCUGCCCCAAAGGGUCUUACAAAGGGAUUUAGCAAUGUCACGGUGGAGGAAGUACAGGCGGAUGAGAUCUGUCUGAUGGAAUGA
Aspergillus puulaauensis is the source of this 645-nucleotide messenger RNA. RefSeq lists its product as uncharacterized. Lineage: Eukaryota; Fungi; Ascomycota; Eurotiomycetes; Eurotiales; Aspergillaceae. The transcript is spliced from 2 exons. Bases 1 to 645 code for a protein of 214 amino acids. The record is from RefSeq and is a predicted model, not a curated record.